CCUUCGCCGUUUGGCUUCUCGUUAUGGAUCACUUUGCGAUGAUGAAGUCGGUGAUUUAGGUGGCUGAAGAGCAUAUUGCGACAAAGAAGUUAAGUUUGAGGCUGUACACUCGUCCAGUGUUGUUGUUGUAACUGCUGUUGGAACGCUCAAGAACCGAAAACUACGGAAGAAAAACUUGACAACGAACUUUGCCGACGCUUGCCACUAGCAGACGCUCUUGCUAUUUGCGGAAACGACGCGCUAUGCUAUUGUUGCUUUGCGAAGUGGCAAGAACGACUCGUGAGUUAGCGAGAGGCUGAUUGAUCCAUUCACGUUUCCUCCACGACGACAGCACGUCGUAGUAUGAGCUCUUUUCUCCGUCUUGGGCUCGAACGACGAUGGCAGACUCGGCGUAUGGUAUCGAUCUGGUUAAUGGCGUGCAUUCUUUCGUGUAUCGUGGUUCACGGCGACAACGACGUAGGCGUAUCGACAAUUCAAAAGCAUCUCCGUCAAUUGCCGCUUCAAAGUGAUACCGAUAAUGAUCCCCAACAAACAGCACGCAAGCUUAGUAUCUUCGGCACUGAUGAUCGACAACAAGUAACCGACCCAACUACCUAUCCAUACAGCGCUGUAGGAUUGCUACAGUGGAAUGAUGUCACAUGUACAGCUACGCUAGUCGCUUCGAACAUUGUGCUGACAGCAGCAGAAUGUGUCCUGGACUCGGACGGUGAAGUGAUCGAAAGCUUGCAGAGCUCCUCCUUUACUUUACCUCAAUCCACAGAGACGAAAACUGCAGCAGUCAGUCGAGUACACAAGCAGUCAGAUUUCUGGAUCAAGUGGACGAACAAUACAUACGUGCUGCUUGAGUUAGAUACUGAGCUAGGAGCCUCAAACGCUCUCAAGCUGCCGACAGCGAACACUUUUGCUGAAGACGAUCCCAUGAACGUCCAACUAGUUGGCUACAAGUGUAAUGAGGAAUCGAGUGAAUGUUUCCAACUAUGCAAGAUCCACUUCCCCAGUGAGUUUGGCGGUCCAGAUUACAUGCUACACCAUGAAUGUGAUGUGUCUGGGGAGCGUUCAGCGGGGUCGCCUAUGCUGAUCCGAUCCACAAAUAUGGAUACAUAUAUCAUUGGAAUUCACACGAACGCGAUCGGUGACGAUACAGUGGAGGAUAAUGUGGAGCAUUCAUCGUACACUGACAGUGUAGCCAAUCGAGGGGUACUAGGAUCGUUCGUGGAGCCCCAUUUAUCGUUCUUGGUUCAGCAAGCAGAAUCUUCGGCUGCCUCAGGUGGGACUACUACCUCAAGCGAGAGCUCAGUGUCGUCUAGCAGUUCCUUGUCCGAUUCUGCGUCCAAUAGCCAUGUCAGCAGCCAAGAUCACGAGGAUCAGACUGAUGCAGGAGCAAGUGAAGCGCUAGCUCCAUCAUCAGCUUCUUCGUCCUCAACUGAAACGACUGUGGCAUCCGCACAGCUUGGUAUCGGAACAACAGCAGCGUAUACAUGCAUCGGUGUGGUGUGUGCGUCAUGGCUGGCUAUUAUCUUCGCUGCUGGUCGUAGAAUCCGUUCCAAUCGCUGA
Molecule: messenger RNA, 1554 nt
Organism: Phytophthora nicotianae INRA-310
Lineage: Eukaryota; Oomycota; Peronosporomycetes; Peronosporales; Peronosporaceae
Exons: 1
Coding region: 343-1554 (403 amino acids)
Biological process (GO): proteolysis
Molecular function (GO): serine-type endopeptidase activity
Source: RefSeq, a predicted model, not a curated record